UAAGAAGAUGUAAAAAAAUUGUAAUGUGGAAUUGUUUUUCUCAAUAAGUAUUAAGUACUAGUUACAACUUGUUUUUCUGUUACUUUCUGAUAAAUUUAUGUUUUUUUAUUAGUUUAAAUUUAUACAUACGACAUAGUUCAAAGUCUAAAUGAAGAUGUUUUAUGCUUCUGUAUAGUUAUAACUUAUAAACGUUUUGACGAUAUUUGCUAUUGGUAUUAUCGAUACUUCUCCAUCAUGUUCAGCACGCCAAUUUCGUCGCCAGAAACACCAUCGUACACUUAUACUAUUGGUGGAGUUAAAGUCUUUAUGCCGGUCAGGCCGUAUCCAUCUCAGGUGUCGAUGAUGGAUAAGGUUAUUCGAGGCUGUCAAAAACAGCAAAAUUGUCUUUUGGAAAGCCCGACGGGUUCUGGAAAAACAUUAGCUUUACUGUGUUCAGCCUUGUCGUGGCAAAAAACCGAAAAAGAACGUUUGGAAAAAUUAUCUGAAAUAGAAUAUCAACAAAAGUUGAACGAAUGGCUACAGAAAGAACAAGAACCCAAACAAACAAAGGAAAAAAAGAAAAAAAGGCCGGUCGAAAAAGAAAAUAAACCAGAUGUUAAGUCGACGCCGGUCAAAAGUGACAAGUGUACGACGAUCGAUAUUACCGACGACGAUUCGGACGACGAGAUGGCUAUAUUCAAACAGCCGGAGAAAAAAAGAAAAAUGACGAAGGAACCAGAAAUUAAAAUGGAUGUAUCCGAUUCGGGUAAACUGAACGACUCGAUCAUGACCAACGACAGUAGUGCCAACAACAGUCUGAUGACCGAAGACGAGGAUGGUGAAAAUCAAGCGCAGAAAAACAUGCCGCCCAGAAAAACCAAGCCCAAGAUUCCGGUGAUAUUUUUCUGCACGAGGACCCACAAGCAGAUAUCGCAAAUCGUUAAAGAAUUAAAAAGAACUAACUUUAAUGACGUGAAGAGUUGCGUGUUAGCCAGUCGCGAGCACACGUGCAUUCAGGACAUCAACAUUUUGGCGCCAGAAAUCAAAUUCAAAACUAAGACCGAAAUGUGUAGAGAACUGCUGGAUCCAAAAGCGAGGAAUAGAAAUUCGUUGAAAUAUAGAAUAUCGGUCGACAAAUGUAGUUUUCACGACAACGGCGGAUUGAAAUUAGGCACUUACAACCAGUUGAGUGCGCACGGACUGUCUUCGGUGUGGGAUGUCGAAGAACUAGUCGAAAUGGGCAAAAAGCGGGUUUCGUGUCCGUAUUACGGUUCGCGUUUGCUGAUGAAAAACGCCGACAUUGUUUUCUGCCCUUACAACUAUGUCAUCGACCCGAUCAUCAGGGGCACGUUAGGACUGAAUCUCCAAGGGCACGUGCUCAUCGUGGACGAAGCUCACAACAUCGAGGACCAGUGCCGGGACGCGGCCAGCCUGCAGUUGGACCAGACCAAUUUGAACUUGGCGAAAAUGGACUGCGAGAAAAUGUCCGAACUGGGAUCGAACUCGGUGGAGUUCGCGGCAAUCGCCCAAUAUCUGUCCGACCUGUCUGUGUGGACGGACAAAAAGUCUGCCGGCAUCAAGUCGUACGACGACUACAACCGGGGCGUUAUCUCCUGGUCGGGCGUGUACACCGUGGCCAGUUUCAACGAGUACGGUUUGGGUCUGGACAAGUUCGAAUCGUUCAAAAAAAACUGUAGCUUGGCCGUGGCUCAAGAAACGGAAGAGGAAACCGAUGCGGAGAAACAACCGCAGACGCCGGACGAGCAGCCACCGAAAACGCCGGACGAGCAGCAACAAAAUACACCGGACAAGUCGGAAGGUCGAAAAGGCAAAGAAGAAGACUCUCAAAUCAGCAACGCCACCAAACAGUUGUUGACGUCGGUUUGCACGGUCUUCGAUUUUUUGUUUGACGAUAAAUACAAAAACGAUUAUCACGUGUCGCUGGAGAAAGUCAUGCACGUUAAAAAGUUCGAACACGGCGAACGGCCCGUCACCGUCGACGGUUGGAUCACGUCGAACUCGAAAGACAGCAAAAAGGACUCGCGCGCCGUCUGGGUGAACACCGUCAGCUUCUUGUGCCUAAAUCCGGCGGCGGUAUUCCAGGACCUCAAGGUGUCCCUGCGCAGCAUAAUCCUCACGUCGGGCACGCUGUCGCCAAUGGACUCAUUCCAGUCGGAACUGGGCACACAAUUCCCGAUCGCGCUGGAAGCCAACCACGUGAUCAAGGCCGACCAGUGUUGGGUGGGCUCGGUGAGCGCCGGGCCGAACCGGGUCGACCUGAACGGCCAACACCAGAACACCAACACGUACGGGUUCCAAGACGAAAUGGGCCUGGUGUUGAAGAAGGUGUGCGAGACCGUGCCGUUCGGCGUGCUGUGCUUCAUGCCGUCGUACAAUCUCAUGGAGAAGCUGUACGAGCGGUGGCAGCUGACCGGCAUGCUGGGCGAGAUCAACCGCAUAAAGACGGUGCUGUGCGAGCCCCGCCGAGGCGACGAACUCGAACACCUCAUGUACAGGUAUUACAACGCCAUCAAAACGGCCGAACAAGGCAAAAGUCGCGGCGGUCAGACCGGAGCGGUUUUCCUGGCCGUUUACCGAGGCAAGAUAAGCGAGGGGUUGGACUUUUCCGACAACAACGCUAGAGCCGUUGUGGCGGUGGGAAUACCGUUCCCGAAUUACAAGGAGGUGUCGGUACAUCACAAAAAGGAAUACAACAACAAAUAUCACAAGGAAAAAGGACUGUUGGACGGUUGGCAGUGGUACCAGAUUCAGGCGUACCGGGCUCUGAACCAGGCGCUCGGUCGGUGCAUCAGGCACAAAAACGAUUGGGGCGCCAUACUGUUGGUGGACAGUAGAUAUGCCGAGCAAAGACGCACUGCCGGUCUAUCCAAAUGGAUCAGAGGAAGGGUAGAACGUCCGGAUUCUUGGUCUACAGUCCAAGAUAGACUAAGGUUCUUCGUCGAGUCGAGACAAAAUGAAGUUUAAUUUAUGUUGUUAUUAAUUUUUCCCCCCCCCCCUCUACCAUCACCAGAAUACAACGUGUUUUUUUUUUAUUUUUCAUUUUCGUUUGUUAAUUUUUUUACUUUAAUAAAAUAAUGAGUUAUAUUAUGUAUAUAUAAUAACUAGGUACUUAAAAUAUUCUAUGCGAGGCUUGACAAGUCGACUAAUUUUAAUUUCCUCCGAAAAAAAACCGCCUCUAAUUUCAUAAUUGUUAUUUUUAUUAUUGUUUGUAAGCGUCAGUUAUAAUAAUCAGAAUAAAAAAUAAUAUCGAGAUGUUUCAUUUGAAACUAAAUUUGUUCGACUAUUGUAUUAAAAAAGGAAUAUUAAUUAUUG
Molecule: messenger RNA, 3312 nt
Organism: Adelges cooleyi (spruce gall adelgid)
Lineage: Eukaryota; Metazoa; Arthropoda; Insecta; Hemiptera; Adelgidae
Product: Fanconi anemia group J protein homolog
Exons: 14
Coding region: 235-2964 (909 amino acids)
Biological process (GO): nucleotide-excision repair; double-strand break repair involved in meiotic recombination
Cellular component (GO): nucleus
Molecular function (GO): ATP binding; DNA helicase activity; DNA binding
Source: RefSeq, a predicted model, not a curated record